Hibiscus syriacus is the source of this 681-nucleotide messenger RNA. Its product is annotated as protein LIGHT-DEPENDENT SHORT HYPOCOTYLS 6-like. Gene Ontology annotation, biological process: response to light stimulus; mRNA transcription. The record is from RefSeq and is a predicted model, not a curated record. Gene Ontology annotation, cellular component: nucleus. Bases 352 to 666 code for a protein of 104 amino acids. NCBI's taxonomy places the organism in Eukaryota, Viridiplantae, Streptophyta, Magnoliopsida, Malvales, Malvaceae. The transcript has a single exon.
UAUAAUCAAAUGCAGAGUAUUAGGAACACGGAACCAAAGAAAGCAUCCUUAAUCCAACUACUGUUUCUGCAUAUGCGUCCGUUGUUGUAGCUUCACCACCCUAGCUAGCCAGCAAUCCAAUAAGCUAAUUAAACUCAACAUGUCAACCGCCGUAGCAGCAGCAGCAGCAGCCGCCGCAAGAGUCUCAUCUAACCACAGUUCUCAUCAUCGAGUAAUCAGCAAGCAGUGAACCAUCAACGUUGGACACCCUUGUUCCCACCAUCGCCACAACCCGCACUGCUCGUCCCGGCUUUUAGCCGUUAUGAAUCACAGAAGCAACGUGACUGGAACGCGUUCGUGCAGUACCUGAGGAUGCAUCACCCACACUUGCAUCUCUCCCAGUGCAGCGGCGUACACGUUCCCGAGUUCUUGGAAGAUCGGUUCGGGGACACCCAAAACUGCCCCUUUUUGGUGAACCGGCCUGAACCACCACCACCGCCAUGCUCUUGCCCCCUCAAUGAAGCCUGGAGCAGCUUGGACGGUCUGGUCGGACGGCUCCGUGUGGCUUUUGAGGAGAAUAGAGGCCAACCGGUGAUGAACCCUUUCAGUGCUCGAGUUGUAAAGCUGUACCUGAGGGAAGUGAAGGAGUCUCACUCUCAAGCUAAGGCUAGAGGAAACAGCUUAUAGCUUAAAAAACAAAGA